AUGGAAAGUUCCAGAAUUUUCGAUGAUCUCCUAGAAGUUCGAAGUCAAACGGGGUUCUUCUUCCCAUUGUGUUCCAAAUCAUUCCAUCAGAAAUACGGCGAACAAGCGUGUGCAUCCAUCUCCAAUACAUUUUCGUCAUAUUCUGAAAUUCCUCUUCAACAAUAUACAUAUUCCAUCGGAUGCACAUCUUCCAUAUGUUUCACUUUUCUAUCAGCGUUCUGUAAAACUGGCAUCAAAGUUUUCUGCUCAUCCAGCUUAUGCGCUCCUGGAACUCUUCAAGUCGGCAAUAAAUGUCUCUCAAUUUCCACAGUUCCUGUUCAAGGGUAUUCAGAAGCAAAGGAUUACUGUAGUCCAUAUUCUCUUAUUUCCUCACUAAAACCAUCAGAAAUCGAGUCGAUUCGAGAAACCAUUUUGCCAUCGUUUACUGAUACACGAUCCUUUUUGACAUCCGGUCUUCGGCAGGGAUCCACUUGGAAAUGGGGAAAUGGGGAUACGGUAGAACAAGAAAUUUCUGGAACUGGUCGUUGCUUGGCUUUCCAAUCAGGCGUUUUAGUCGCAUUUGAUUGUGAUACUGAAGCGUACGUAUUUUGUGAAUCUGGAAGAGAAUGUGUUGGAAGAAACACGGAAUAUUCUGGAACAUCUAAUCGAACAUCGGAUGGACAAGGAUGUCUUAUGUGGAAUGAUCCGGCUGUUUUGUUUCAGAGAGACUCGGAUUUCGAGAUUUGGAAUCACAAUUUUUGUAGAUUCAUAGAACAGGAUGGAAGAAAAUCCCCAACCCCUGUCUGUUAUUCAAAACCUCAUCAACUAUCAGAAUGCAAUAUUCCGAAUUGUCCUGAAAGUUUGAACGAUGCGAUUGUCCUGGAAACAGGAGAUAGUUGCCCAAUCGGCUCAUUUUCGUGUGAUAACGGAUCGAAAUGUAUCUCCGAGAAGUUUCAAUGUGACUAUGAAGUGGAUUGUAACGACGGGUCAGAUGAACAGAAUUGUGAAGAUUAUCUUCAGAAUUAUGAACUAAUUGGUGCUUAUCGAUUAGCUGAUAGUAUCAUAGAAGUCUGGACAUUUAUUCCUCAUGUUCAAGGGUGCGCUCGAAAAUGUCGCGAAAGUCUUCUGAUGUGUGAAGCAUUCUCCUAUGAGCCAAAAACGCAAACAUGUCUUCUGACGGACACUUCCCAAACAUAUUCAAGUCUCGCCCGAAAAAUCACAUCAUUGUAUUAUCGACGUCGUUUCUCUUCAAAAGACGUGACGUUUGAGGUAGAAGAAGAUACAGUUAUGUAUGCGACAAAAAACUCGAAAAAAGGUCAAGUGUGCAAUGAGAAUUUUAGCAGAGAGAAGCUAUCAUCUAUAUGUAAAAUACUAGGAUUCGGAGACCCGAUUUAUAUUGUGGAAUCACAUCCAACCGAAUUGUUUUUGGAGCGGGAGUCUCUGCCUCAGUCUUCUGCUGAUUCUUCUUCUUCCCGCCUUUCUUCUUCGCUUUAUUCCGGAAGACCGGUGGCGGCUCUUCGUCUGCCGACCUGGAAUCUCUCAUGUUUAAGAGAGCCCAAUUGUACAUCAACUAUCGUUUCUACGUGUCAACCAUCAAGUGAGUGUUCUCGUUGCCAAGAAGCUGCAUGUGGAGAUGGAUCUUGUAUCAGGUCCCGUCAACUUUGCGAUGGAUCUAUAGAUUGUAAAUCAGGUGACGAUGAGAGUGAUUGUACGGCAAGAUCCUUCCGAUUGACGAAUGGAUCAGACACUCGUGGAUAUUUGGAAGUUCUAUUUCGAGCUAAAUGGGAGCCACUUUGUGCGGAUCAUUUGGAUGGGAAUAGAGCAAAUUUGAUAUGUAACGACAUGAGAUUGGGAGAGCAUGGGUCUCUUCUCUCAACAAAUAUCUCUAUUUCCUCUGGAUUCGACGUUAUCUGUGGUUCUGAAUGCAUUCUCCGUAGAUCAUCUUCUUGUACCCGUCUAGCCAGAAUCUCAUGUAUUUCUCAAAAUGGACUAGCUUCCGUUUCUCAGUGCGGUCAUCGUUAUGUCGAAGUCAAUGCUCGGGAUGCAGCUAGAUCUCGGAUCGCAAGAGUUGUCGGAGGGUUCGAAACAGUUCCAGGGGCAUUUCCAUGGACAGCUGCAUUAAGAAAUAAGGAAACAAAAGCCCACCAUUGUGGAGCAUCGAUUCUUGAUCGAACUCAUUUGAUAACAGCUGCGCAUUGCUUUGAAGAAGAUGAAAGAGUAACCUCUUAUGAAGUGGUUGUUGGAAAUUGGGAUAAUAACAAAACAGAUGGAAAUGAACAAGUGUUCAAUUUACAGAGGAUUAACUAUUAUCCACUUUACAAGGACAUUUUCUCACAUGACAUUGCUAUUCUAGAAAUCCCAUACCCUGGAAUAGAAUUCAAUGAAUAUGCCCAACCAAUCUGUCUACCUUCAAACGAUUUCAUCUACACACCAGGAAGACAAUGUGUGGUUUCUGGAUGGGGAAGUAUGGGACUUCAUUAUGCUCAACGUCUUCAAGCUGCUCUAAUUCCAAUAAUCGAUCGAUUCGAUUGUGUAAACUCAUCUCAAAUCUACACUUCAAUGUCGAGAUCUGCAUUUUGUGCCGGAUAUCUGGAAGGUGGAAUCGAUUCGUGUCAAGGAGAUUCUGGAGGUCCGUUUGCUUGUCGUCGUGAGGAUGGAGCAUUUGUUUUGGCGGGAGUUAUCAGCUGGGGAGAUGGGUGUGCACAGAAGAAACAACCGGGUAUUUAUACUAUGGUGGCUCCAUAUCUCUCAUGGAUUAAUUCAGUUGUGAAUGGAGGAACUAGGUAA
Molecule: messenger RNA, 2766 nt
Organism: Caenorhabditis briggsae
Lineage: Eukaryota; Metazoa; Nematoda; Chromadorea; Rhabditida; Rhabditidae
Gene: Cbr-try-2
Product: Protein CBR-TRY-2
Exons: 15
Coding region: 1-2766 (921 amino acids)
Biological process (GO): proteolysis
Cellular component (GO): membrane
Molecular function (GO): protein binding; serine-type endopeptidase activity
Source: RefSeq, a predicted model, not a curated record